Blepharisma stoltei is the source of this 378-nucleotide messenger RNA. The record is from the annotation of a GenBank genome assembly. Lineage: Eukaryota; Ciliophora; Heterotrichea; Heterotrichida; Blepharismidae.
AUGAGAGCUCUCAAAGUUAUCUAUUUUAGACCAAAGGUAAAGGUCCAGUUAUCUACAUCCAAGCUCUUAAUAUAUAUCCAAAAAAGGUCUACUAAAUCAAAAAGAAGUAAAACUCAUAAAUUAUACUAUAUUAUGGCUAAGUUAUUGGCUUCUAUUUCAAUAGCUACUGCUUAUUAUAUUUCUAUUUCUGAUUAUUUCUCUCCUAUCCUCUUAAGAUCCUGAUUAUUUUUGUUGUGCUAUCGCCCUAUAGUUCUUUCAUGCCUAAUUUUUUUACAUUUGCGAUUUUUCAUACAAAAUCAAGUUUUUGAAAAUUUCGCUGAUUUAAUCAAGCAAAAGCUACAUGAAAAUACCUUAUAUGGAGUUUCAAGGCAGCCAUAA